AUGUCACAAGAAAUCCUCUUGCCCGUUAUUCUUGGCCUAGUGUUUCUCUUGGUCAAGUUUGUUGGCUUUUCCAAACAGGCAAGCAAAACUAUUCCUAGGCCCCCUCUUAUCGGAAAUCUUCUUCAGUUCAAGUCUCCCAGCAUUCUCAAGACAUGGGCGCGUCACCCCAAAGUUGUCAAGGAGCUUCUUGAGAAAAAGUCGGCUGCUACAUCUACUCGUCCGAGCUUUUUGUCGGCAAACGUGGUCUCGGGUGGGAGACGGAUGGUCCUCAUGCCGUAUGGGAAUCACUGGCGGACUCUUCGGUCGAUUAUUCAUGCUUCUUUGACCCCAAAGGCAGCCAAUGUGUUGCAGCCUGCUCAGAACUUUGAGGGAAAGCAGUUGGUCUGGGAUAUUUUCAACAGCGUUAAUAACCCUGGCAAGACCCAGGAAGCCAAGGACGAUCGAGAGAUGGGCUUUUAUACCCAUGUUCAGAGAUACUCGGCGUCAGUCAUCCUACUCAUGGAGUCUAACGCCAUCACCCAGAUCUACAAGGUUAUGAAUGACUUUGGUAGGGUCGCCAAUCCUAUGUACGGUGCCAUCGACAUUUUCCCCUGGCUCUUAAACUUGCCAAAGUGGAUACAUUGGUGGAACAGCGACCUCAAAAAUAUUGAAGAACGACAGACUCCUGAUUGCUUUGGUCGUCAGUUCGUGGAGGCAGGUUAUCGACAGAAGGGCAUCAGUGAGUUGCAAGCUACGUAUGUCUGCGGAACAAUGAUCGAGGCCGGAUCAGAUACCACCGCUGCGUCGGUAAACAAUAGACUUCUAUACCUUAGCGCUUAUCCAGACGUGGUUGCCAGAGCUCAUGAAGAGAUUAAGCGUGUGGUGGGUAGUAGUCGGUCUCCGCUCUUUGACGAUGACCUCCCAUACGUUCGGGCAAUCGUUAAAGAAACGCUUCGAAUCCGACCAGCUACUACCAUGGGCGGGCCUCAUGCAGCUGACCAAGACAUUGAGUACAACGGGUACAUUAUCCCCAAGGGAACCGGUCUUAUGCUUCAUCAAAACGGUAUCCAAGUGGACCCAGAACUUUAUCCGGAGCCUGAAAAGUUCAAUCCAGACCGCUUCCUCGACCAUCCACUCAAGGCAGGAGACUAUGUAGGAAUAGCGGAUCCUUACAAGAGAGAUCACUGGACGUAUGGAACGGGACGAAGAAUCUGCUCGGGGAUGCACGUGGCCGAGAACAGCUUGCACAUUGUCUUUGCCAAGAUACUGUGGGCGUACACAAUUAGUGCGCCUAAAGACGAUGGGGGCAAACUAUUGCCAGUUGAUCUCUCGGAUGAUGCAUUCGUCUUGGGGGCAGUCACUGUGGCGAAGCCAUAUCGGUGCAUUUUUAGUCCUAGAAAUGCUCAGGUUGCAGAGACCAUUGUGAGAGAGUGGAAGGAAGCAGAGAGGGAAGGGUUUCAGCUAGGAGACCGCAAGGUGGGCAUAGACGGAAUCAUCGCGUCGGCACAGACAGACUAG
Fusarium keratoplasticum is the source of this 1497-nucleotide messenger RNA. RefSeq lists its product as uncharacterized. Lineage: Eukaryota; Fungi; Ascomycota; Sordariomycetes; Hypocreales; Nectriaceae. Gene Ontology annotation, molecular function: iron ion binding; monooxygenase activity; heme binding. The transcript is spliced from 6 exons. The record is from RefSeq and is a predicted model, not a curated record. Bases 1 to 1497 code for a protein of 498 amino acids.